UGUGCCUCUUCAGUUGGAUUGCAGAAAUAGACGUGAUAAUAUCAAAAGCAAUUAAAGACAGUGUUUUAUGAAGUGACUAAAGUAAAUACAACAACAGACUACAGACAUCAAUUAGCUACUAACUUCCGAACUUAUCCGUAGUUGUUAUAGUUACGUAAGGAUUAGGUAGUAUAGUCGCAAGAUACGGCCUAGAAGUCAUGCGAGGAGAUUGAUCGUGGUCACCGUUUAGAUAACACGAGAUGAGCGAUCGACCGACCUUAUCGUUAUCAGUAUGGAAGGAAUCUUCGGUAGGAGCCGAUAGCGAAGCUACAUUCGCAUAGAAGCCUCUGCGCGCAAUACGCGGCAUCCUUGAGGCGUUGCGUCCGCGCAUUACUAUCACGGGAGACGAUGCAACACCGGUAGGCGAUAUAUCGUGAUUGAUCUCAACCGGACUUUUUUUUUAAUAGUGAAGUGAUACUUUUUAAACAUGGGUUUAGACUUCUUAGAACAUGGGGCGGACUUCGAAGCCGCAAUCUCGGCUACCGGUUUCGGGCGCUUCCAUUUCUGUCUCCUGGCCAUCGCGGGCCUCAUCUACGCCAACACAGCCAUCGGCAUCACUAUAGUGUCAUUCGUGCUACCGUCAGCGACAUGCGACUUCCAAAUGACGUCUGCUGAUAAAGGCUGGCUCACAGCCGCCCCUAUGUUAGGUAUGGUUAUCGGUUCGUACUUCUGGGGUUGCUUAGCGGACACGAAGGGCCGAAAAGUGGUGUUGGUGUCAACACUUCUACUGGACGGCUUCAUCGGGAUUUUAUCUUCGUUCGUCCAAAUUUUGCCUAUUUUUAUGGCAUGCAGAUUUAUUAAUGGUUUCGCUGUUGCCGGCGCUAUGGGAAUCUGCUUCCCGUACUUGGGAGAAUUCCAGCAAACCAAAUACAGAGAGAAGAUCCUUUGCUGGAUGGAAAUGUUCUGGACACUCGGUGUCAUCUUACUUCCAUUGAUCGCUUGGGGCAUCAUUCCGAUCCAGGGCAUCCGCAUAGAAAGUGGAGUCUUCUCAUACGACUCGUGGAACUGGUUCGUGGCAGCUUGCGGUGUGCCUUCGCUCAUGCUGGGCUUCUGGCUGUUCUCGUUCCCUGAGAGCCCCAAGUUCAUGAUGGAAUGCGGCGACUACGAUGAAGCGCUCGCCGUCCUCAAGUCGAUAUACAAGCAGAACACCGGAGACGACCCUGAUAACUACCCUAUUAAAAGCCUCAAAGAGAAAGUUAGGACCAUUUCAGUGGCGUCGCAGAGCUCACAGAAAUCUGUAAGGAGUUUGAGCAUGCGUAAGCCCAAGGACUUGAGACGAUUGUUCAGCGAGAUCUGGGUCCAGACCAAAGCGCUGUGCCGACCUCCCUACCUCAAAUACACCGUACUCACAUGCCUUAUCCAGUUCGGAUUAACUACCAGCUACUACACCCUCAUGAUCUGGUUCCCCGAGUUGUUCAACCGUUACGAGGAGUACGAACACCGUUUCCCCAAUACCUCUGCGUCAGUGUGCGACGUGUCCAGCAUCGUGGUGAAGGAUUCCACCAGCUCCGAUCCCUACGACUGCGAGAAGUCGAUCGACCAGAGUGUGUACAUGCACACGCUCAUCGUCGGCCUGGCGUGUAUACCAACGUCCCUGUGGCUGCCGCUCUGUGUCCAUCGCCUCGGUGCUAAAUUUUUCCUCAUUUUCUCGCUUAGCUUCGCCGGUGUAGUCACGGUGGGUCUGUACUUCGUGCAGAACUCAAUCCAGAAUUUGGUGCUCUCCUGUAUAUUUGAAGCGCUCACUUCACUGGCCAUCAGUCUUGUGUUCUGUGUGCUUGUCGAUCUGUUCCCUACGAAUCUUAGGGUAAUGGCUGCUGCGCUGUCACUAACGGCCGGUCGAGGAGGAGGUCUCAUUGGCAACCUGUCCUUCGGUUAUCUAAUAGACAUCAACUGCGUUAUACCCAUCGUGGUCUUCUCAGCAUUCCUGUUUAUUGCUGCAAUACUUUGCUUCUUCUUGCCAAAGACAGGACAAGAAGCUCUCGACUAGACUAGACUAGAUCCAAACUUACUCAAAACUAGAUAGUACAAUUAGAAAUGUCAGUGUAGAGACCAUAAGUGACGUUGCUGGAGGAACGCGCUGAGGGCGUUUUAGCCCUCCAAGAGUUUACAAGCUACAACUAUGUUGGAGAAGAAAAUGAAAACGAUACGGGUGAAAGAAAGUGAAGAAGAGAUACGGAUAAUUCUAUACACUACUUUAGAUAAAAAGUAGACUAAAGAAUUUUUGGGGAAGUCGCAAGUUGUGAAGAUUGUGAAAGUUGUGAGCCUUGCUACAAUCUCAAUAGUUGUGAAUGGCUGAAUCUAUGGUAUUCAUGCUGCAAUAGUGCUUUGGCGAAUAACGAAAGAGUCUGCGGUGAUUGCUAUUGUCACUGUAGAUGCAAACUGCAGCAGUCGACGCCCAGAAUUAUUAGUAAAGCACACGUCAUGAUCACCAGUGAGUUGGAUUCGCUGACCUCAACUAAUACAAGUACGCUGGAUUUGUAUUAGGACUGGAUUUUCUCCAUUUUGGUACUGAUCGCAGAGUGAGCAUCAUGUGAGCGUACUCGGAAGAAGACCGAUUGACCCAAAGUGCCAAUCUUAUUUCCUGGUACGCUCGGUGGGUUGCUUCAAAUCGCCACAAAAAAGAACUGUCAUUUUGUACGGCACGCCUUUUCCAGCGUACUUGUAUAUGCCUAUUUCAGUGUUUGGAUCCAUGUCGUGGUUCAAUUUUAGUGGUGAAAGUACAUUAAGGUGAAAGAACAAGAAUUACAUGAGAUCAUCGAAAAAGAAAUAGUUUGUUAACAUAGUGCCAACCCUAGUGACGUCACGGAUUCCGAAAUACAUGUACAUAAUAAGAUGUAAAUAUGUGGACUAAGUAUUCUUAUUUAUUGUCGGUUACGGCUUUAAAUAUACUAAGCGGGUUUUGGACGUAGCCCACGCGUGGGCUUUAUGCAAGGAUUUCCCAUUUAGGAUAAAGUUAUGCUGAUCGCCCAUUCGGGCCAAACUAUCAUAUUUCGGUACUGAAAUUAAAUAUGACGUUAGCUGCUACAGGAGGCGCAUCGCCGCAUCAAAGAUAUAUUUUCCCUCGCCCUAUAUUUUCGACGCAGACGGCUCAUUUGUAAUGUGCGUUCGGCAUUAAGAUACCUGUUCACUGAAGCGAACCGAAGAGGAGUGCAGCGGAAAUGUACCUAUGAAGUAGGCCAAUCAGAUUAUUGUUUGAUAAAUUUUUUGAUUUGCUGAACAUAUUUCCGCUGCACUCCAUUUUAGUGAACAGGCGCCUUAUACAAGGAUUCCCUUAUGUUUUCAAGAUAAGUAAAGAAGUAUAAGUUCAAUAAGUAUAAUUAAAGCGGGUAGUUUAUAUGAUUUUUCCACCGUGAUUUUACGCACAAAACCCGCUUAGCACAAGCCUUUAGAAUAUUUUUUGUCAUGUCCCCAACCCUGUUACCAAUUAAUUACUGUGAUUCAGUAUUCAGCUAUUGAAUUUAAGAUUGAGAAACAGUAUUUUAGAGUUGACUGUAUAAUAUAAUAAUAAUUUUAAUUGUCCUUAAAUUAUUAAUUAAUUAUUGUUAUUAAAGGUUUAAUUUGCCUUCCAUGAAAUUAAUUGUUUUAUUUAUUGAUGUCAUUGAAACUUAAGUGAAAUAAAUAGUUCAUAAUAAA
Maniola jurtina (meadow brown) is the source of this 3672-nucleotide messenger RNA. Its product is annotated as synaptic vesicle glycoprotein 2C-like. Gene Ontology annotation, biological process: transmembrane transport. The transcript has 11 exons. NCBI's taxonomy places the organism in Eukaryota, Metazoa, Arthropoda, Insecta, Lepidoptera, Nymphalidae. The record is from RefSeq and is a predicted model, not a curated record. Gene Ontology annotation, cellular component: membrane. Bases 467 to 2026 code for a protein of 519 amino acids. Gene Ontology annotation, molecular function: transmembrane transporter activity.